Rhodamnia argentea is the source of this 579-nucleotide messenger RNA. Its product is annotated as stamen-specific protein FIL1. The record is from RefSeq and is a predicted model, not a curated record. The transcript is spliced from 2 exons. The coding region runs from base 100 to 381 and encodes 93 amino acids. NCBI's taxonomy places the organism in Eukaryota, Viridiplantae, Streptophyta, Magnoliopsida, Myrtales, Myrtaceae.
ACUCAUGCACUUACCACUCACGUACACAAUCACAUCUGCUAACAAAUUAUAGUAGUAGCACUUUUCGUCCCUCAGAAAGCAAGUGAUCAUCGAUCGGCUAUGGCGUCGGUUCGGGCCAAGUUGCUGAUGAUGUUCCUGGUGGCGCUUGUGGUGGCCCAGACCCAGGUGGGCGAGGUGCGAGCGCAGAGCUGCUCAACCCAGAUGGCCGGCCUCAACGUGUGUGCGCCAUUCGUGGUGCCUGGGACGAACAAAGGACCGAGCGCCGAGUGCUGUGGCGCGCUCCAGGUGGUGGAGCAUGACUGCCUCUGCAGCACUCUUAGGGUCGCCACCAGCCUUCCUUCGGCGUGCCACCUCCCUCCCGUCUCGUGUGAUUCAAUGUGAUGAAGACCUCGGUGACUGCUGAUCUGCUGGCUAAUGAGUUGAAUAAUAUGAUGAACUCCUUUUUUUCCAUCUUCCGUUUAUCUUUGUUCGAUACUUCCCGGCACGUUCAUCUGAAAACUCAGCAGAUGCCCUGUGGCCCAGAGAUGGGAUCACCUACCAUCCGAUGAAAUAAAAGAAUUCUUGUGAUCUUUCUUGCAA